CUUCUUCGUUAUCCACUAGUCUCUCUCCUUUGUGUGGUGAAAUGCAUUUCCCUCCAUUCUCUUUGGCUCUCUCUCACACUCGUCCAUGGCGACCACCGCAUCUUCGUCUCUCCCUCGUAAUUACUCCUUCACACCUCCUCGUCCUCCUCCAUCUUCAAUCCGCGGACCUGGAACGCUGCCGCUUUAUCUCCGCAGCAACCGACGGUUAGCUUUAACUUACCGAUUGGACCAGAAUUCGAAGCGGAGAAGUGGUGGCGGAAACGUAAGAUGCGAGGCGACGGAGGUAUCUUCUUCUUCUUCGUCUGUAUCCACACCUGGAAGGAAUUGGGUGCCGGUUGUGCCGUUAUCGGCGCUUCCGAAAGGUGAACGGCGAGUGGUUAUUCAAGACGAUGAGACGAUAUUGUUGCUUUGGUAUAAGAACGAUGUGUUUGCUAUUGAGAAUCGUUCUCCUGCUGAAGGAGCUUAUAGCGAAGGACUUCUCAACGCUAGGCUCACUCAGGAUGGUUGCAUUGUGUGUCCAUCGACGGAUAGUACGUUUGAUCUUAGAACUGGAGAGAUCCGGGAAUGGUACCCGAAAAACCCGGUUCUCAGAGUCUUGACACCUGCACUGAGGAAACUAUUUGUGUACCCUGUCAAAUAUGAUGAGGAGAACAUCUAUAUCAGCAUUAGAGACAGUGGGAAAACAGAGGCAGCUGCUGAGAUUGUCUUCAGUGGAAAAGCUCAGCCUGGGCUCACAGCAACAAACGUCAAUGUAGAUGAGGUGAGAAUGAUUGUGGAUGAGGGGUCUGAAGGAUUUGGUUUCACGGUGAAGAACGAAGUGAUAAACGGGAAGGCGGCAGUGAUAGGAUUCUUGCUGCUGUUAGAUUUUGAGCUAUUGACAGGUAAAGGUCUAUUGAAGGGAACAGGUUUCUUGGACUUCCUUUACUCUGCUUCAGAUGCUUUCAAGUAGAGAUAAUAUCAUUGUUGGUCUGCUUUUGCUUGCCUCGUUUGUGCAGUUUGCCGAGAAACAAAAAAAAAAUACUUCAGUAACGACUCACACCAUGUCUUAGUAUAUAGAGAUGGCUUUGCUCUGUCUUUGUUUGUGUUUACCUCUUAUACGAGAUAUUCUUUCUUCUCCGUGAGUUCAAUUUAUAACCUUCUAUCUGUUUUGUUUGACAUACAACACUUCAAUUUCAUUGGAUGAAACAAAAAUUCUUUUCUAAA
Arabidopsis arenosa is the source of this 1203-nucleotide messenger RNA. The record is from the annotation of a GenBank genome assembly. NCBI's taxonomy places the organism in Eukaryota, Viridiplantae, Streptophyta, Magnoliopsida, Brassicales, Brassicaceae.